Molecule: messenger RNA, 1515 nt
Organism: Cordyceps fumosorosea ARSEF 2679
Lineage: Eukaryota; Fungi; Ascomycota; Sordariomycetes; Hypocreales; Cordycipitaceae
Product: protein-tyrosine phosphatase 2
Exons: 2
Coding region: 1-1515 (504 amino acids)
Biological process (GO): protein dephosphorylation
Molecular function (GO): protein tyrosine phosphatase activity
Source: RefSeq, a predicted model, not a curated record
AUGCGCCUUGCUGGCACCAACCCUCGAAUCGCCAAGAGGCUCCUUCAGGGUGCCCCAUCGACCCAGAUCCGAGCCAGACACUCCAUAGUUCCCCAGAGCAUGGACAAGAUAUCUAUACACAAGCUGCGGCGCAAGCCGAAACCGCCCGCCAUCGAGACCUCGAUCGACUCCGACACCAAGGGCAAUACAGUCCAUCUCACAAUCGACAACGCUGCGGUGCCAAAGCCCAGCAAGUCGCCCAGUCUCCCCUCGCGAAUGUCGCCCUUCCGACGACUGCGCAGUGGGAAGCGCGCCAGAAGCUGCUCGCCAGCGGCUAGCCAGUUGGGCGAGCCCGUCGCCGCGACUGUCAGCACCUGCGCCAAGCCCGCAGACGACGAACAGGGCGAGGAGCCGGGCCCGAGAAUUCCUGCCUUUCUCACGCAGAGUGAUUCUGAGCUUCAGGAGCGGUUCCAAGAUUUACAAAAACGAGAGGGCGCGAGAGCCUACCCAUCCACAAACCCCAACGAGGAGACGAUGCAAUGGAUCGUAUACCAAAACGAAAAUGAGCAGGGGAGGAACGUGAUGGACCGAUACUACAACAUCCGGCCGUGGAACCACAAUCGGGUCAAGCUCAACGUCCCAGACGGCGCCCUCGACUACGUCAACGCCUCGCCCGUCACCGUAGCAGCCACGGAUGAGGCGGCGCCUACAUACAAAUACAUCGCCAUGCAGGGGCCGACGGUGCCGUCGAUCGACUCGGUCUGGCGCAUGGUCGCCGAGAACACGACCUCGACCGCCGUUAUUGUCCAGCUUACGCCCAUGAACGAGGGCCCGCAAGUCAAGUGCUCGCAGUACUUUCCCUUCCUCGACGACGACCCGACCUGGGCGCUCAACGCCGGCGACGGCUGGGGCGACGGCUGGGCGGCGACGCUGACGCACGCGUCCACCGAGGCGCUCUGCGACGGCGCCGUCGUGCGUCGCGAGCUGCGCCUGCACGUCGCCGGCGAGGAAGCUCCGCGCACCGUCUGGCACCUGCUAUACCUGCGCUGGCCCGACUUUGGCACCCCCGCGCUGACGGACGUGCCGAGCUUCUUCGCGCUCAUGGGCAUGUCGCGCGCGCUGGCGACCGGCGCCGAGGAGCCGCGCUUCGUGCACUGCAGCGCGGGCGUCGGCCGCACGGGCACGUUCAUCGGCCUGGAGCACCUGAUCCGCGAGCUCGACGCGGGCGCCCUCGACGGCCUCGACGAAGAGGACGAUGACGCGGCAGACCCCAUCUUCGAGGUGGUCGACGCGCUCCGGCGACAGCGGCGGUUCAUGGUCCAGAGCGUCCAGCAGUACGCGUUCCUCUACCAGGUGAUGCGCCAGCUCUGGGCCGAGCGCCACGGCGGCAUGCCCGACAACGACGGCGCCGGCGAGGGGACGCGACCGCCUCCGAAGCGCCUCGAGGUGGCCACGGACCAGAGGCCGGACGACUCGGCGAGCGUUCGCAGCCUCGUCUCCGAAGGGGGCGUCAGCUUAGGCUCGCCGCAGGACUAG